ACGCCACGCCCUCCGGGUAUAAAUGCCGCGGCUGGGGGCGAUUUCUGAGAGACGUCCUGUGUUUUGGUGAUCCACCCGGACGAUAGCAGCAUGGCAGGAGUCAGCAGCAUGGCAAAACCUCAGUUUGGUCCGUGGCUGAUAGAGCAGGUGCAGGGGGGUCAGUACGAGGGACUUUACAUGACUGGCACGGACACCUUCCGCAUCCCCUGGAAGCACAAUUCAAGAAAAGAUUGUGGCAACGAAGACAACAAAAUAUUCAGAGAGUGGGCUGUGGUGAGUGGCAAAAUAUGCGAGUAUCCCAAUGACAAGGCCAAGUGGAAGACCAACUUCCGGUGCGCUCUCCACAGCCUCAAGCAGUUUGAGAUGGUGCAUGAUAACUCCAAAGACUCUGAGGACCCCCACAAAAUCUACCGUGUCAUCCGUCAUGACAACCUCCAGGAGAGCCAGAAUAUUCACAUUCAAGACACGUACAACACAGCAGACAUGCCUGUAAUAAUGGAGCAUGAAGAUUUGCUAACCCACAUGGACACUCUGCAUCUCAAUCCACAUUCUGAAAUCCAGCCGUGGCCAGCCUAUCCACAGCCUACUGCAGACGCAGGCAACUACUUUGCAAACCCUUUGACGGGAGUUAUUCUCCAGCCUGGCAUGCACAAUAACAUACCAGCUUCUGUUCCUUUUCUAGCACAACAACACUACACUACAGUGCCCCACAAUCCAUUUGAGAACCUGCCGUCUCCCUACGAGCUGGAGAUUUCCAUUCACUACAGGAAAGCUGAGAUGCUAAACGUGCGGCGCUUAGCUCCACUUGUUCAGCUUCACUACCACUGCCAUCUGUCUGAGCUGAGGGGUGAGUCCAUCCCUUUCCCCAGCACUGAAAGCCUCAUCGACCACAAGCAGGUCCAGUACACUAAGCGCAUUCUGGACAGCAUCCAGAGAGGCCUGCUGUUGGAGGUGACCUCAAUGGGCAUCUAUGGCUUUCGACAGGACAAGUGCAACGUGUUUGUCAGCACCAGUGAUCCUGCUGAGAUUCAGAACCCAGAGCCCAAAAAACUGCUCCAGAACUGCAGGGAACUACUGUUCAGCUUUGAUAAAUACAUGAAAGAUCUCAGGGAUUUCAGGGAGAACUGCCGUGGAUCUCCCGAGUACACAAUCUAUUUGUGCUUUGGGGAGAAAUUCCCAGAUGGAAAACCACUAGAGAAAAAACUCAUAGUUGUAAAGGUUGUGCCUUUGAUCUGCCGUGAGCUUCACAAGAGAGCACAGAUGGAUGGAGCAUCAUCUCUGCAGAAUGACAACAUCAGCCUGCAGAUCUCCAACAGCUUGUUUGACCUCAUAGACUCCACAUUCUUGCCACCCGCAGCUGACUGAGGAUUGCACAGUGCUCCCUGUGCCAACUGAUAAACACCACUUUAACAAAGUUACGUUCCUCACUCCUUAUCUCUCACUGUUACAUACUGAUAUACCAGAUCAGACAAUAAUCAUGCGUACCAAAUGUAACUCAUAUGAUAGUGCAACUAUAAAAUGGAAUGGCCAGAUGGAAGGUAGUCUCAGCCUUAUGAUCAACUUUCACUAGUUUUGACAUUACCAAGAAUUCUCAGUAGAACACCCUGACUUACUUAGAACUUGGAAAAACCCUCAUAACUCUAGCAGUCAGCAGAUCGCAAACCUGUUUUUUUUCCCCAGAGGGACCAGUCUGUUGACAGUUGAUAAGAAAAUUUCUAAAGCCUAAAAAAGGAACAAAGGCUUAAUUUAGCUUCUUGCAGUUUUAAUAUUGGUCAAGUUGCAUAAUUGGAUUUUUUUUUUCAUUUUUAAUCAGAACCCAAGUCUUUUCACUCACUUUCACUAAUGAGGGUCUAACCUCAUUUGGGUAUUUUAUCUUCUAAUGAAGAAUUCCCCUUACUCUGCCCAAAGGGCUACUCUUGUAAUACCUUCUUGUCUGUUACUUUAAUAUAUAAUAUUUUAUUUACUUAUUUGUGGAUUUUACAAGCUUGUGCCUUUGCUUGUUCCUGUGUAUGACUGAUCAUGUACACGUAAAUAAAAUAAAACAAAGAUGG
Messenger RNA from Pygocentrus nattereri (red-bellied piranha), 2051 nucleotides. RefSeq names its product interferon regulatory factor 7 (gene irf7). Gene Ontology annotation, biological process: regulation of transcription by RNA polymerase II; immune system process. Gene Ontology annotation, molecular function: RNA polymerase II cis-regulatory region sequence-specific DNA binding; protein binding; DNA-binding transcription factor activity, RNA polymerase II-specific. Gene Ontology annotation, cellular component: nucleus. NCBI's taxonomy places the organism in Eukaryota, Metazoa, Chordata, Actinopteri, Characiformes, Serrasalmidae. The transcript has 9 exons. The record is from RefSeq and is a predicted model, not a curated record. Bases 91 to 1365 code for a protein of 424 amino acids.